AUGGCAGUGAGGCAGAGGAUCUUCAACUCCACCGCCCCGUUCUCCGGGUCACCUCUGGCCGACCUGAAGGCCUCGUAUCCAAAAUGCACUGCGGUGGAAAAAGGGACGCAGCAGCAUCACCAGCACCAACAGAAGCAGCAACAGCAGGGGGAAGAGGAGGAGGAGGAAGAGCAGUGGAAGAGCUGCAAAGUGGACUACAUUGCGUGUCUGAGCCCACUUUUGAAUAAAGUGCUGACUCAGGGCACCGCCGAGCAAGUUGGCCAAACGCCGCUGAAGAGCUCCCCUUUCAUCGCGCAGGCCGAAUGUGAAACCCAGGAUUCCCAGGAGUUUAGCCCGUCCUGCUUCGAACGUUCCUACGUUCCCUCCUCUGGCUCUUUUAUCGUCAGUUUGCAGCCGGAGCACAACAACGUGGCAUGUCCGACCACGGCCUCUGUCCAGGGUGCCGCCCCGCUCAGCCCGAGGAAAAAGACCCGCAAAAGAGUGAAGCGCAAAGGCCGGAAAAAAGUUACCUGGGAGAAGAAGAAGAAAGCGGAGGAGUGGCAGCACAGCAGAUGUCGCACAGAUACUAGAGUGCCAUCUGGAGUUCCUGAGCAGGAGAGUGGGAGCUCACCGCUGCACAUCCAAGAUCAUUCUCCGGGAGGACGACGGCACCCCCUAAUUUCCUCGUGCUGCGGCAUCACAGUGAGCCCAGAAGAGCGGGACGUAGCGCCCCCUCUCUAUGGCGCCGAGGCUUACUGCGUGGGCACCCCGCCAACCUGGCCCGAGGCGUUCUCCUCUACCCCGUGUAGCCUUCACUCCUACACGCCGGACAGUGACUCGGUCAGCAGCACAGGCGACUGCUCGCUGGCCCUCGUCGGGCUGCGGGGGAGUGUCAGCCAGGGCGACCCAUGCUACGCUGGGCCCCUUUUUAAAGAGGUGGAACGCACCACUAGGGAGGAAAAGGAGGAAGAAGACGAGUGGCGGUCCCACGAGUCUGUCCCCAAUGAGGGGAUCAUUUUUUAUAAUCAAAACUUCCAGCCUGUCGAUUCAGAAUAUAAGGAAGGGAGGGAGUUUGUCCUUUCGGAGUUUAUCAAAGAAGGCUCCUAUGGCCAAGUCCACAGCGCCCGAGAUGUCAACACAGGCUUUAAGUUUGCUGUCAAAAAGAUCGCCCUGAAGAGGUUUAACAGCGAGGAGGCGAGCACGUGGAGUGCCCUCCGAUCCCCUCGCAUUUUGGAGCUCUUCGGAAUUGUUCGAGACGGACCUUACGUUUUCUUUCUCAUGGACCACAAAUAUGGGUCGCUGGGCCAGCUGAUAAUGCAGCGCGGGCGGCUGCCAGAGGACCGGAGUCUCUACUACCUGUUGCAAGUCGCAACAGCGUUGGAGUACCUGGCCAAGAAGAAAGUGGUACAUCUUGAUGUUAAAGCUGACAAUGUGUUGCUGUCCGAGGACGGCCGAGACUCCUUCCUGUGCGACUUUGGCCACGCAGAGAGAUUGGACAUGUUCGGGCAAAGUCUUACCGAUUCCCGAGAGCUGAAAGGUACAGAGACGCACAUGGCCCCAGAAAUGGUGAGAGGUGAACCCCACGGAGGCAAAGCAGAUGUGUGGAGCAGCUGCUGCAUGUUACUGCACAUGCUUAACGGGUGUCAACCUUGGACCAGAUAUUACACCUGUAGACUCUUCCUAAAGAUCGCCUAUGAGCCGCCACCGCUUCGAGAGAUACCGCCAGACUGCGGGCCGCUGACAGCAGAGGUGAUCGAGGCGGGACUGCGGAAAGAUCCUAGCGUGAGAGCGUCAGCCAGUGACCUAAGGGAAUGCACGGCCAGAGCACUCCAACAAGUCGGUGGGCUAAGAAGUCUGUGGAGCACAUCCUACACAGAACCACUGCAUUUGGUCAACAAACCUCCUGACUCCCCGCGAGCUAAGAGACAAGACGAGGAAAACGAAACAGACAGUCGUGCGAUCGUGCAGCCGAACGACAGCCAUGAAGACGAGGCCGAAGCGCCUGAGCUAGGAAGCCAUUUUGACGCCGACCGUUCGAAAAAGAAAAUCGGCGACACCGUCCCGGAAUUGGAGCUGCGUAAACUGGAGAGAGAUUUCUACCUGAGUAGUCUUUCCCAGCUUCAUUCGGCCGAAAUGCAGGAGCAACUCUUGUCUUGUCUCAGCAGCGAUACAUACUCCAACUGGGAUCCGUUGGACAAAAAGGACUCGGGCCGCUGGUCGCUAAGCCCUGCCGACGACUGCAGCUCAGGCGUCUGCUCCGACAGCGGCCAGCUAGACGGGCAGCAGAACGUCAGUCUGGACCUUCUGGGCCACUCGCCGCCUCGGCCGUGCUGCUUCCAAGGGGUGGACGUCUGCAUUCGAGAUUUCAACGGGAAAAACAUCCGGAUCCGAGAAACGCGGCGGGUGAAAGUGGGCCACAUUGCUACCGGCAUCAGCGAUCAGAUCUCCGAGAGAGUUUUCACAUUGGAGACACAGCUAGGCCAAAAGGUGGCUCACAACGAGGAGGUGCAAGAGUCGGGCCUGAAGCUCCGCUGCGUCCCGGCUCCUGAUUUUGGCGUCUCUUGGAGGUGGAGGAUCCGAGAUGGAGCGCUGGAAACCAGAUGA
This is a messenger RNA of Nerophis lumbriciformis (worm pipefish), 2583 nucleotides long. The record is from RefSeq and is a predicted model, not a curated record. NCBI's taxonomy places the organism in Eukaryota, Metazoa, Chordata, Actinopteri, Syngnathiformes, Syngnathidae.